AUGCAAAUCACCAACCUCCUCGGCCUCUGCCUUCUGGCCAUGACUGCCAGCGCGGCUGCCAUGCCCCGAUUCGCCGGCCCUUACCACGGCGAACGCAUCUCGGUGCAUGUGCCUACCAAUGCCACUACUCCCCACAAUGCCACGACCACCGGAAUCAGGGGAAAGGCGCCACUGUCGACCGGUCUGUCGAAGGCGAAGAACGGAACUGGCCGUAACCAGCCGGCGCAUGCUUCGCACAGCCCACAAAAGGCCGAUAUCCCGUUGAACUCGAACAUCCCGAACCACAUCAAGCACAUCAAUCACUGCCAUGAACUGUGCUCGUUGGAGUCGCAGACUUGCACGAUUGCCAUGCCCGAUGAGGAUGAGUACUGCUCCAAAACGUAUAAGCAGUGCAUUGCUAAGUGCCAUCCGUCGGACUUCGAGUGA
Messenger RNA from Penicillium argentinense, 426 nucleotides. RefSeq lists its product as uncharacterized. The coding region runs from base 1 to 426 and encodes 141 amino acids. NCBI's taxonomy places the organism in Eukaryota, Fungi, Ascomycota, Eurotiomycetes, Eurotiales, Aspergillaceae. The transcript has 2 exons. The record is from RefSeq and is a predicted model, not a curated record.